Nematolebias whitei (Rio pearlfish) is the source of this 909-nucleotide messenger RNA. RefSeq names its product potassium voltage-gated channel, KQT-like subfamily, member 1.2 (gene kcnq1.2). The transcript has 9 exons. Gene Ontology annotation, cellular component: membrane. The record is from RefSeq and is a predicted model, not a curated record. Gene Ontology annotation, molecular function: voltage-gated potassium channel activity. Gene Ontology annotation, biological process: transmembrane transport; potassium ion transport. The coding region runs from base 1 to 909 and encodes 302 amino acids. Lineage: Eukaryota; Metazoa; Chordata; Actinopteri; Cyprinodontiformes; Rivulidae.
AUGGGGCAGGACGCAGGACACAAGGAGCAGGGCACGAGGAGUAUCACAGAGAUUGUGCUAGUGCUUUUCUUUGGAACGGAGUAUGUGGUCCGGCUGUGGUCGGCAGGCUGCCGCAGCAAAUAUGCAGGCAUCAGAGGACGCCUCCGCUUCAUCAGGAAGCCCAUAUCAAUCAUAGAUUUAAUAGUGGUCAUUGCCUCCAUCAUUGUGCUUGGUGUUGGGUCAAAUGGCCAAGUGUUUGCUACGUCAGCCAUCAGGGGCAUCCGUUUCCUCCAGAUCCUGCGUAUGCUCCAUGUGGAUCGUCAGGGAGGAACAUGGCGACUCCUGGGAUCUGUUGUUUUUAUCCAUCGACAGGAGCUGAUCACCACCCUGUACAUCGGCUUUCUGGGUCUGAUCUUUUCCUCCUACUUUGUCUACUUGGCGGAGAAAGAUGCUGUCGAUGAGGAGGGCAAGACGGGCUUCUCCAGCUACGCUGAUGCCCUGUGGUGGGGUGUGGUGACGGUCACCACAAUCGGGUAUGGAGACAAGAUUCCUCAAACGUGGAUUGGAAAAGCCAUUGCCUCCUGCUUCAGUGUCUUUGCCAUUUCUUUCUUCGCCCUACCUGCUGGCAUCCUGGGCUCGGGUUUUGCCUUGAAAGUCCAGCAGAAGCAGAGACAGAAACACUUUAAUAGACAAAUUCCUGCUGCAGCCUCCCUCAUCCAGACACUUUGGAGAUGCUACGCUGCAGAGAAACCAAACGGCUGUGCUACUACAUGGAAAAUGUAUGUCUUAACUGCAGAGGGUGUGGCUGCUGCAGAAGCAGACAACUGCAGUCCCAGCAUCAGGAAACUCAACAUAGCGCAUGUGACUUUCUCCUCUGUCUUUUCUCCUCCUGCCAUCUCUCUGUUGUUCAAUAGUCCUCCUCAGUUCUGA